This is a messenger RNA of Durusdinium trenchii, 321 nucleotides long. NCBI's taxonomy places the organism in Eukaryota, Dinophyceae, Suessiales, Symbiodiniaceae. The record is from the annotation of a GenBank genome assembly.
AUGUUCCUUGUGGAGCGCAGCGCGUUCCGCACGCUGGUUCGCGGCCGGGCAUUCGCAAGCCAGAGCGCGUUUAGCGACUUGGGGCCCACCUGGGCUCCCAUGGAACAGCUCCAAGCGACCUUCGAUGAGGUCCUACUGAGGCCGUGGCGUUUCCCGCCGCACGUGCAAGAGCUGCACCGCAUGGCGGUCUUGGAGCGCCAGCAGCGGCAGCGCGUGGUGGACCAGGCACCAGUGGCCGCAGAGCGCCAAGCGCUGCUGGCGCGGAAGGUGGUCUACUGCAUCAUGGGCAGAGAGAAAGCCCUCGAGUGCAAGUGUGCGUGA